AUGUGUCACAAGAGAUCUCAUACAAAUGAAAGACCAUUCAAAUGUCCAGAGGGAGAUUGUGAAGCAUCCUUUUUGAGGAAUAGUCAUCUCAAGGCCCAUAUGGUGUCCCAUAAAGAGGGUGAUACCAAACCAUUCCAUUGCUCUGUUUGUGGGAAAGGUGUUAAUUCAAGACAACACUUGAAGAGACAUGAAAUCACUCAUACUCAAUCAUUUGCAUGUACAUAUCCAGAAUGUACAGAAACAUUUUACAAGCACCAAUCUCUUCGACAUCAUAUCAUGUCUGUACAUGAGAAUACAUUAGUAUGUCAUCAAUGUGAUAAGUCAUUUUCUCGUCCUUAUAGAUUGGCGCAACAUAAUUUGAAGUAUCAUGGAGAAGUGCCUACUUAUCAAUGCGAUCAUCAAGGAUGCUUCAAGAGUUUCAAAAACUGGUCUGCUUUGAGAUUUCAUAUCAAUACCGACCAUCCUAAAUUGAUCUGUCCUAUUUGUGGGAAAGGCUGUGUUGGUAAAGUGGGGUUGGAAUCACAUAUGACCAAUUUGCAUGAUGAAUCUAAGAUGGUACGUAAUUGGAAAUGCAAUUAUUGUGAUAUGGGACAAUUUAUAAAAAAAGCGGAUUUGAUUGAACAUUAUAAUGAUUUACAUGAUGGGAAUAUACCUGAAGAUCUUCUAAAGGCUACAGACAAGGAGAAGUUGGAUCAAUUGCUUCUGGAAGCUACUGAGAAUCAUCAGCUGAAUGUUAAAGACCUUACACUUAUCUCCAAUUUAAACGAAUUAGAGUCCGAUGAAGAAGAAGAAAAUAUACAGCACCGAAUGAAACGAGAUGCUUCUCCAUACAAUGUAUCUGAAUCUCAAAGAUCUAUAAUCUCAACGGACUCUUUGAAUGUUGCACUUAAAUCGGGGAAAACCUCAAUUCGAGAUUUAAUUCUGAACAAUUAUGACCCCAAAAAAUUGGUUUGUCCCAAGCCCAAAUGCGGCAAGAAGUUCAGAAGAGAUCACGAUCUCCGUCGUCAUUUGAAAUGGCAUGCCGAUUCGUUAGUGAAAAUCAAUGCGUUUCUCGAUACUUUGGACGACUCUCCACCAAAGGAGUUUUCGACAUUGAAUGAUUUGCCGACACCAGAAGAAACUGACGCUGGUUGUAAGAGAACUAUUAGCGAUUCUGAGUUUAAUAACCAAAGAGAAAAGAAGUUUCAGAAACUUGACAAUACCGAAAUCGAUUUGGAGGAACAGGACUUUGAAUUGGAUGAUCUCAUUGAUUCUGAACUCAAGCUGCUCACAGCUGGACUGGCUCAUAUUAGGGAAUGA
This is a messenger RNA of Lizanozyma spartinae, 1299 nucleotides long. RefSeq names its product Pzf1p (gene PZF1). The coding region runs from base 1 to 1299 and encodes 432 amino acids. The record is from RefSeq and is a predicted model, not a curated record. Lineage: Eukaryota; Fungi; Ascomycota; Pichiomycetes; Serinales; Debaryomycetaceae. The transcript is spliced from 2 exons.